Molecule: messenger RNA, 723 nt
Organism: Microthlaspi erraticum
Lineage: Eukaryota; Viridiplantae; Streptophyta; Magnoliopsida; Brassicales; Brassicaceae
Source: the annotation of a GenBank genome assembly
AUGAGCAAUUACCGUUUAAAAGAUCCUGCACCUGUUGGUAAAGAGUUUAUAGUUGAAAAGUUCAACGAGGAGUUCGGUCUUAAUAUAGAUUACAAGUUUUUCAGAAAAAAACUUGAUCAUAUGAAAAGAAAGUACAAGAAAUAUUUGGGUCUUAUACAAAAUUCUACGGGAAUCUCGGUUGAUCCUGUCACAUCCGUGAUAACAGCAUCAGACUCAUGGUGGAAAGAUCGUGAAGUAUGUAAAGUUAUAAAAGCAUUUCACAGAAACCCUCCAGAGUUUUGGGAUAUUAUGCAGCGUUGUUUUAGAUUGUAUGAUGUCCAUACACAAUCACAAUACUCUGUGAGUCAAAGAAGAGAAGAGAUGAUGAACGAGGAUUUUGCUGACGAUGAAGGUUAUUUAAAUUCGGAAAUAUAUGGUGACGAUAUCCAAGGCACACAAGUUCCACAGACACAAGAAAAUGAACAGGGGUAUGGUGUCGACAUUGAUGAUCAAACACGUCAUUCAAAUGAGUUUCCUCGUGAAUCCAUGCGUCAAAGUACUGCCCCGGUUAAUAUGUUCCAGAAUCAGGCUGGCAGAGUUUCACAACAAGGAAGAAUAAGACGUGAAAACUCUACCAACAGAGUUGUUGGAAGCUCACAAGUCUCAUCGAGGAAUGGUUCACGAGGAGGUCGGAAAAAAGCAAUCAUUUCAGGCAACUCUAACAGAUACAAUGGCUGGUUUUAG